GUGUUUUGAAAGAGACGGCGGCGUUUUCCUUCUCCUGCUUCAAAGAACGGUUCAUGAUUUGGUAAUACGCGAUGAAAUAAUGUCGACGAAAUACGUAACCCCGGGUCGAAGAUUGUGUUAUGCCGACAAUGUUGCGGCUGGACCAGGCACAUAUUUGCGUGGCGAAUACAUUUAUUCCAGCGUCGUUGGUGCUGUUCGGGAGCUAGCACCAAGUGCAGAAGGAGAACCAAGAACCAUAACUGUAACACGAGAGAAAAUUCAAUCCAUAAUUCCCGAAGUAGACAGUAUUGUUACUGGUAGGGUCAUUCGCAUGUCGACUAAAGAAGCAGUAGUAUCCAUAAUGGUUGUCGGAAAUAUACCAUGCACCGGAGAUUUUCAAGGCAUUAUUCG
This is a messenger RNA of Acaulospora morrowiae, 390 nucleotides long. NCBI's taxonomy places the organism in Eukaryota, Fungi, Glomeromycota, Glomeromycetes, Diversisporales, Acaulosporaceae. The record is from the annotation of a GenBank genome assembly.